This is a messenger RNA of Formica exsecta, 931 nucleotides long. RefSeq lists its product as uncharacterized. The coding region runs from base 1 to 708 and encodes 235 amino acids. Gene Ontology annotation, cellular component: plasma membrane. Gene Ontology annotation, molecular function: olfactory receptor activity; odorant binding. NCBI's taxonomy places the organism in Eukaryota, Metazoa, Arthropoda, Insecta, Hymenoptera, Formicidae. Gene Ontology annotation, biological process: detection of chemical stimulus involved in sensory perception of smell; sensory perception of smell. The record is from RefSeq and is a predicted model, not a curated record. The transcript is spliced from 2 exons.
AUGGCAAUCAUCCAUCUAAAGUUUGAACGGAUAUUUUAUAUUCUCCGAAUAUUCGGAACCUUUACGAACACAUGGCCGGCACGUCCGGAUAUCGAAAAAAAUGAAGUCCUUCUUCGCAAUCUUUAUUACUAUUUCGCUAUUUUCAUAUUAAUGACAGUAUGGAUACCAAUGAUAAUAAAGACAUACAAAUGUCGAAAUGAUAUCGGUAUAUUAAUGAAGAACAUGUCUCACAUAGCAGCUUUAACCGAAGCUAUUUUCAAUUCAAUUUUGUGUAGAAUUAAAAGACAACAACUGCAGAGUCUGCUGAUGAGCAUCGAAAAAUUUGUGGAAGUCUCAGAAGAUCGCGAAAAAAUUAUUCUACAAAAAUAUAUAGACCGUUAUGCAAUGUUUAUCUCGGCUGUUGCGAUAUCUUUUAUCAUAGCAGGGGUCACCGUUAUUUGCGCUCCGUUAUUUCUACCUCUAGAAUUUCCCACAGAUGUGUGGUAUCCGUUUUCGACAGAACCACUAUUAAGAAAAUUUAUUCUCUACAUUAUGCAAAUAUUUAUAAUUGCACAAACUGUCUUCUGCCUUGGUGUAGAUAUCAUGAUUGCUGUUAUUUUAUUCUACUCCACAGCUAAACUGGAGAUAUUGGCUUUCGAAGUGGAGCAAGCUACUAAUGAGAUUCAUAUCGUAUCAUGCAUUAAAAAACAUCAAGAAAUAAUAGAGUAAGUGAUAAAAAUAAUAUAUUUUUUAAAAUCUUUUACAUAUACGGUUACCGUAUUAGUUAGAAUGAUGUAUUUAUACAUACGUACUUAUACAUAUUUAUAAGUACAGUGGAACUUCGUAAUAAUGCAUUGUACGGAGCUGUACUCAUUAAUCGUCUGGCACAUAUAGAAAGGAUCUUAAGCGCUAUUACGAGGUUCCAUUAUAUUAUGCACAGCAUAAAGUUGUA